Messenger RNA from Desarmillaria tabescens, 1382 nucleotides. Its product is annotated as NADP-dependent oxidoreductase domain-containing protein. Bases 350 to 1237 code for a protein of 295 amino acids. The transcript has 4 exons. NCBI's taxonomy places the organism in Eukaryota, Fungi, Basidiomycota, Agaricomycetes, Agaricales, Physalacriaceae. The record is from RefSeq and is a predicted model, not a curated record. Gene Ontology annotation, molecular function: oxidoreductase activity.
UAAAAGAUAGAAAGUAAAAAUUGUUGUCGUGGCGCUUUUGGGGUGCAUCUUUAGGGCAGGUCCUUUAUUCGGCCGAGGACGGAAGCGUUCCGUUCAUCGCACGAUUGUCGGUCCGCUCUGAGUAAAUGGUUUCUCCUUUGUCCUCCUUAUCUGACUUUUCUUUUGGCUUCAAUAUGGUCUUUGAAGACGUACUCCUUGCCGUUGGAUGCGAUAAUAAUGAGCUAACAAUACAUCGGAAAAGCGGCGUUGAUGAAACCAGGGUAGAGAUGUUCUCAUGAGCAGCUGGACAUUCUUAGAUUACUAAGGUUAGAGCGACUUAUCGCGUCAUUUGUGGUAUAAAUAAUGAGCCAUGUCUGAUUCUCCUGGUUGCUAUUCAUGCGCGCUACAGUUCGAUCCAACAUGCUCUCCUACACCCUCAACGACGGCACCACCAUUCCCUGGCUCGCAUUCGGCACCGGCACUGCUCUCUAUAAGCAGGAUGCUGCAGAGGCCUGUCCGUGUAGCCAUCGAGAAUGGCGUGACGCACCUCGACGGUGCGCAGAUGUACGAAAACGAAGAUUCCCUCGGUGCGGGCAUCAAGGCAUCCGGAAAGCCCCGCUCGGAGCUCUAUGUGACAACCAAGUUGAAGAGUCUUGCGGAGGGCCAGACUAUCAAGGAUACGCUGGUGAUCUCGCUGAAGAAGCUGGGGCUGGAAUAUGUUGAUCUAUUCUUGAUCCAUGACCCCACGUCGGCCAAAGGGGAGCUGAAAGCGUGGUGGAAGCAGAUGGAAGAAGUCAAGAGCCAAGGUUUGACGAAGAGCAUUGGAAUAUCCAACUUUAGAGUCGAAGAUAUGAAGGAGGUCAUCGAGGUUGCUACCAUUCUACCUGCCAUUGAAUUCCACCCAUAUGUAUUCAAAGCUGCCGAGCCCAUCUACAAGUACGCCCUGGAGCACAAGAUUCUCAUUGCCUCAUAUGGUGGCCUUACUCCCAUUGUCCGGGCUCCAGGCGGACCGGUCGACCCCGUCGUUAAUGGCAUCGCUGAGCGACUCAAGAUCUCUCCAAGCCAAGUCUACACCAAGUGGCUCCUCCAGAAAGGCAUCCUUGUAGUAACGACCACAUCGAAGCCAGCGCGAAUCACAGAGACUCUCAAGACUCCUGACGUAACAGAUUUGACAUCUGAAGAUAUCGCUGCGAUCGAAGAGGCGGGGGCUAAGCUUCACAAGCGGAUUUUCAUGCGUCAUGUAUUUGGCGAAGCGUAGAUAGAAGGAGUGGUACAGAAUCUUGUAACAGUAUUGUGUCAAUCACUGUCAGUUUGUCGAACACAAAUGUUCUAAGCUGUAGGUUCACGUGCGCGUGGUCAUUGAUUCAUCACUAUAUAAAACCGAGUACCUGGAUCGUACCUUC